Molecule: messenger RNA, 606 nt
Organism: Pediculus humanus corporis (human body louse)
Lineage: Eukaryota; Metazoa; Arthropoda; Insecta; Psocodea; Pediculidae
Exons: 4
Coding region: 1-606 (201 amino acids)
Source: RefSeq, a predicted model, not a curated record
AUGGAGGAUGAAAAACAAUCAGAAAAUUCAUUAAUAAAAGAAAAUUAUUUAGAAAAAGAACUUGAAAAAUACAAAAAAGAAAAUUUUCUAUUAGAAAACGAAAUUCAUAGAAAAAUAUGGUCACAAAGGGAUAAUUUUUGCAAUGAAGCAGAUGAAUUCAUAAAAGAAUACGGUAUUUUAUCAGAUAGGAGAAAAAAACAAUUGAUGUCGAUUAGAGAAAGAAAUAAAACAACGUUUAACGACAUAACUCAUAUUAAACAUGGCGAUGAAUUUAUCAAUUUUGAAAACGAUAUAAAAAAACAAAAAGAAGAACAAAACUCUAAAAUUAUUCAGUCUGAACAAAAUUUAUCUUGCGAUGAGUAUUUACUAAGUGAUGACGAUUUAAAAGAUUUUCAAUCCUCGGAUUCACUCCAGAUUAAUACAAAUACCUCAGAUAAUGAAAAUUCUACACCGGAAGAACCCGAACAACCUGAAGAUUUCACACCGGAAGAACCCGAACAACCUGAAAAUUGCACACUGGAAGAAUCUGAACCUGAAAAUUCUUAUCAAUUAUCUCCAGAAAAUAAACUUUACGCUUUAAUGGAUUUUGAUAAGAUAAAAAUUUAA